CUGGCCCCUUGUCUGCCUGUGGGUUCCCCCGUUGGCCUGGGUUGCAGUUGGGGGCUAGACCCACGAAGCUUCCUCUGCAAGGGGUGGGGUGGCAGGCCUGCCAGCUCAAAUCUGGCUGCAGCUGGGCCCAGAGCAUCAGGCACCUCCCAGCCUAGCACUGCAUUGCAGGAGGUUGGGGAGGGGUCUUGGAGCAGGGCACUCCUGUGCUCCUUGCCUCACCGGCAGGUGGCACUGACAAGGCCCCACACACAGCAAGCCCUGCUGGUGAUGGCUGCAGCCCAGGCUGCCCCAACUGCCCUGGGUCCCGCCAGUGUCGGGGACACAGGAGUCCCUGGGGCUUGUGCCUUUGGAGGAUAGCUUCAUGGACAGAUAUACCAUGCUAAGACAUCACUUGUUUCCUGGAGGAGGGGAGGUGGGUGGGUGGCCCAGACCAAGGUAUGUAUCAAGAGCUCCCCACGGCUCCAGUCGGUGCCUCAUGUUUGUGCAGAAGCCACCUGGGGAUCUUGUUCAGCUGCAGCUGCUGAGUGAGCAGCAUAGGCGGGUCUCAGGAACCUGCAAGCCAUGCUUGCAGUAUCAAGGCCCAAGGGGCCCCCACAACUCACUCACCUGCCCCACACACGUAUCCAGUGGGUCCUGCUCAACUCCUGUAGGAUCAUGGGCUCUGAGGACACAAGCUGGGAUCAGGCUCUUGGGCCCGCUUGCAUUGACACAGUCAUUCAGCAAAUACUGAACACCAACUGUGUGAACCAGAUGGACAAGAUGUGCUCCUGGGCAGCCACAGUCUGCUGGGGACGUGGCAGUGAACCCCUAACAUAGUCUGAAUUGAUAAAUGCUAUAAAGAGGAACCAGGAGCUCUGGUGGAGGCAGCCUGAGGAGUGUCCCAAAGCGGGGAGUCCAGGGACUGGGAGUCUCAGCAGCAGAGCCCAGGCUGGGGUGACACAUGCUACCCUCUCUCCCCAGCGUGGCUGCUGUGCCCAGCACAGGGUAAAGGGGUAACACAAGCCUGUGUGUGGAGGCUGCACAGGGGGCCUGGGUCCCAAGCACAAGGGUGUAGCUCUGGGCAGCCAGAGGUUCCAAUGAUGGGGACCCUAGGCUUCAGUCCCAGGCAUCCUGCCAUCUAGGUCAAGGUCACCAUUCCAUUGAAUUAUCAGUGUCCGGGAGGCUUGCCAGGCUCAGCCCAUGGACUUUGACCUCCAGCCAUGGGGAAAGUUGGAAAAGGAGGCCUCCAAAUUGUGUGUGUGUGUACCAGCGCCUCCCAGACACAGAGUGUGAGGCCAGGCCCCUAGACAGGGCUGGACCAGACACCCCUGGCCCUGCAGGGGGAGAAGUGAGGCUGGGGUGGUAAGGAGGGCUGCCUGGAAGAGGGGAUGUUGGGAUCUGCCUUAAGGGGUGAGAAAAUAUGAGAGGGUCCAUCUGGCAGACAGGAGAGAGGCUUGUGGGGUGUUGGCACCGCUAGAGUUGGGAAAGGUCAAGAAAUGAGACUGGAGCCUCAGGUCAGCCCAGAGGAACCUGAACUUCACCCCACGGGCAACGCUCACCUGGGGAGGGAGGCUGUCAGGCAGGUGGCCAGAAGACCAUCUUGUCACUGAGGCUUACAGGUGGGACCCAGCUGACAAAAGGCUAAGGGGCUGCAUGGAGAAAGGGCCCUGGUUGGAGGUGGUGGUGAGGGUUAGAAUCUUCCUGACCCCAGACUGUGGGUGCCCCGGGGCAGGAAUCAGGUGGGGACCGCUCACCCUGUUUCCAGCAGCCACAAGUAUCAGAGUCCAAGGCUGGUCGGAGGGCGUGACAAAGACAUUGGGCCACCUUUCCCCACCCUACAGCCCUCUCCCUGGUCCAGCUCCCCUGCCCCCUUUGCAUCUCCCCCUCCUCUAAGCUGUUCAGAACCCUCCCAAGUCCCCACCACACCCCAACCCCAGGCUCCUCCUUUCUGCUGCUUCAGCCACAAGCCUGAGCUCCUCCCUGCCAGGAACACUGUUCCCAAAUUCCUCACCAAGGUGGCUCCAUCCCCACCUAAUCUCAGCCUGCCUCUUGAGCCCCCUCCCUCCACCCGCUAAGUGAGCCCAGCCUCAGCUGCCCACAAGGUGUGGAGGCUACAUGGAAGGAACACAGCACAGAAUCACUGCCUCUAAGGGACCCUCAACCCAGGACUAUGGCUACCUGCCUUGAGAUGGCCCCAGAACCAGUCAAAGCUUCACACGCAGACACGUGUUUCAGUUUGGGGCCAGGCAUGAAAUCUCAAAUCCAAGGGCACUGAAGAGGACUUGCACCCAACUAGGUCAGGUUCCUCCAUCAGCGCACACGGAUAAUGACCACUUGAUCCUGGGGGGAAGAGGUGUGGGGAGUUAAAAAGGGUCCCCUUCGGGGUCAAGGUUGGGACGCUGGCGCCUUAGGAUGAAGAAAGCAGAAGUGCAAAACGAGGCCUGGAGAACGAAUUCCCUUAGAAUGAGGUUGCUGGCCCGGGGUCUCUAGGACGCAGCCCCGGGCCUCAGAGCAGAAGCAUCCCGAGGCGUCGUCUUCUAGCCUUCAAUAAGAGGGAAACUGAGCCUGGGCCGCAGAAACGGCCAGGCCAGUGUGGACCGCGCUGAGCCGGACGAGGGUGUAGAGGGGGAGGGGCCUCGGAGGCUCCGCGGGAGCGCUCAGGGAGGUCACGGCUGCGGCGACCGGACCAGGGCGCAGCGGGGGGCGACCUUUGCGCGGGGCGGGGCCGGGCCAGGCUGGGUCCCUGGCAACCCCCCCGCCUAGAGCGCCGCCGCGGAGUUGCUGAGAGCCCUAGAGGCCGCGCCGACGCUGAGCCGUGGUCCGGGCUCCGCCACCAUGGACAUCCCGCCGCUGGCCGGCAAGAUUGCGGCUCUGUCGCUCGGCGCCCUCCCGGUGUCCUACGCGCUCAACCACGUCUCGGCGCUCUCGCACCCCCUGGGGGUGGUGUUGAUGAGCGCCCUGAUCCUGGGUCUGCUAUUUGUGGCUAUCUACAGCCUGUCCCGCGGUGAGAUCUACUACGACCCGCUUUAUGCUGUAUUCGCUGUCUUCGCCUUCACCUCGGUGGUAGACCUCCUUAUCGCUCUCCAGGAAGAUGGCUAUGCGGUGGGCUUCAUGGAGUUCUACACCAAGGAGGGCGAUCCGUACCUGCGGACCGCGCAUGGAGUCUUCAUCUGCUAUUGGGACGGCACUGUUCACUACCUCCUCUACCUGGCCAUGGCCGGCGCCAUCCGCAGAAGGAAGAGGUACCGGAACCUUGGACUCUACUGGUUGGGAUCCUUCGUCAUGAGCGUCCUGGUGUUCCUCCCAGGAAACAUCCUUGGCAAAUACAGCUCAGAGAUUAGGCCCGCCUUCUUCCUUGCCAUCCCCUAUGUGCUGGUCCCAUGCUGGGCUGGUGUGAGGGUCUUCAGCCAGUCCCAGGCACCAACCUGCUGCACCCCCAAUGUGGUGCAGGAGGAACAAAGAAAGGGCCUCCUACAGCGCCCAGUUGACCUGGCCCUCAUCAUCUACCUCACUCUUGCUGGGUUCUUUACCCUCUUCCGGGGCCUGGUGGUUCUUGACUGCCCCACAGAUGCCUGCUUUGUCUACAUUUAUCAGUAUGAGCCAUACCUGCGGGACCCUGUGGCCUAUCCAAAGGUGCAGAUGCUAGUGAACAUGUUCUACGUGCUGCCUUUCCAUGGCCUGGCUGCCUAUGCCCUCAUCUUUCCCGGCUGCUCCUGGCUGCCUGACUGGGCUUUAGUGUUUGCUGGAGCCAUUGGCCAGGCACAGUUCUCGCACAUGGGUGCCUCCAUGCACCUGCGCACGCCCUUCACCUACCGUGUACCUGAUGACACCUGGGCCUGCUUCUUCGUGUGCAACCUGCUGUAUGCGCUGGGCCCCCACCUGCUGGCCUAUCGCUGCCUGCGGUGGCCUGCCUUCUUCCUGCGCCCACCCCCCGGCCCCCCAGCCCACCAUAAGAAGCAGCACUGAGGGGGCCGUGGGACUCCCCAGGACUCCGUGUACAUGCUUAGCAGGCCCUGCCCCAGGAAGGGUGGGUUGGGUUUUUUAGAGGCAGGAGGUAUGUCUCUGGGUGUCUUUGGUCCUGGCUAUGGUGGUUUCAGGCCUGUGGGUGGGAUGGGAGACCCAAGCACAGAGGGCCACAGCCACGCUGAACUGUCAGGGUACACCAAUCCCACAUGGAUUCUUCUACUCUUUCCCAGAAUUUACCCAUCAUCCCCCGCCAUGGAUGCUUUUAGUAAAAACCCUCUUGAUGCCCAAAAUAUUGCUGCCUGAGAGUUUCAGGAUGUAGGGACGAGGGACCUGCUUCUCUGACCCCAUGAGGGCCUACCUAUCACUGCCAGCGUGCCCAACAGGAGCUGGAGGUGCUGGACAGCAGAAGUCUGCCUUUGGUUGGUGUGCACGGCUCCAUCUCCCAGAUGGGGAAAACUGAGGCUCAGAGAGGACCAGAGACCUGCCUGAGGUCACUUUGAAAUCCAAGCUCUGUCAAUAAAUUAUAAUAACUAAUA
Molecule: messenger RNA, 4481 nt
Organism: Equus caballus (horse)
Lineage: Eukaryota; Metazoa; Chordata; Mammalia; Perissodactyla; Equidae
Gene: TM6SF2
Product: transmembrane 6 superfamily member 2
Biological process (GO): lipid homeostasis; regulation of lipid metabolic process
Cellular component (GO): endoplasmic reticulum membrane; endoplasmic reticulum-Golgi intermediate compartment membrane
Source: RefSeq, a predicted model, not a curated record